Messenger RNA from Trichobilharzia regenti, 5149 nucleotides. Lineage: Eukaryota; Metazoa; Platyhelminthes; Trematoda; Strigeidida; Schistosomatidae. The record is from the annotation of a GenBank genome assembly.
UUUCUUACGAAUACAUGGCCAUUUUAUGACAGUAGUAAUUGGCAGAGAACAAUGUGCAAUUUCGAAAGAAAAACAAUUAAUAUUCAGCCGAUGUUACUUUCAGAGUUGGGAAGUUUUUUUUUAUCUGCAAACCGAUUUGUUUGAAUGUUGGGAAACCGCUACAAAAGGGCCGCAUCUAACCAUCGAGGCGCGUAGUUCGAAAUCCGUGGGCGGUUACUCUCUAAGUGAAUUUUCUUGAUUCUGAUAUGAGCGAUAGAAGGAGUCGUAAUGCACCUCGUGGAAUGAGUGAUGAUAGAGUUAGAGGAGUAGUUAAGUGGUUUAACGUUAAAGCUGGCUACGGCUUCAUAACACGGGCUGACACAUCAACUGACAUCUUUGUUCAUCAGACAGCGAUUUCGCGAAAUAACCCUGGAAAGAUGCAGCGAUCAUUACAAGAAAAUGAGGAAGUUGAAUUUUUUGUGGUUGAAGGCGAUAAAGGAGUAGAAGCAUCAGAUGUUACUGGUCCCGAUAGAAAACCGGUUAAGGGGAGUGACUACGCAGUCAAUCGUCCAUUCGGACGCAGUCCCAGAGAAUUUGGCAUGCGAAGUGAUAGGGAUGAUUCUAAUGGCUACAGAAGCAACGGUUUUGGAAAUUACCGUUCCAGAGGCCAAGGUCGCAACGGAACAAAGGUAAAUGAAGUUAAUAUGCAUAUGAUUCAGUUCUUACCCACUGUACAACUUGUUGAUUUUGUCGUUACUUCUUUGUUUUUAAAAUAGCAACUGUCGUAAGAAACUAAUCAGACUACCUGUCCUGCGCUUCGAAUCAGUCACUUGAUUUAUCUCGUAUCCUGCUCAUCUGUUACAGGUCUUCAGUAGAUAAGUUUAUUGAAGUCCAUUAACAAGUCAAAGCAUGAAGUGUCAGAUAGUUGACUUAUUGCGUAUCUAGUCAUACCAGUAUUUACAGCUUCUACAUCAGUCCCUGCUUGUGUUUCCCCAGUGAUAUUUUGAGAUGUGUUACGACGUAGGUGUAAUGAAUUUCAGAAGGUCACUGAGCUGUGUAUCAACAGGAUUAGGUGUGAGGCCAUUAUUGAUGGUUUGUGCAGCCACAUCACAUUAUCUGCCUCAGGGUAUGCGUAGACUUUUUCGAAUUCUGUGAAACCUACCUCGAUGUAGAUAACUUAGUUCUUGGAGAAAAAAAUUACUCACUACCCCGUGUUAUCUCCUUUUUAGUGGCGGGAACAACACGUUGUAGACUUCUAAAUGUCUGAUGGUAAGUAUUUGAAGAUAGCAAUUAUCUGUUGCACACCUAGUGAUUAUCUCGAUUGAAAUAUGUUAACUCAGGUUCUGUGGGUAUGAAGACUUACAAAAUAAUGCCAAUUUGCGAAACGGCAGUCAAUCAAAUCUGCUCGAAUAUGCUCACGCAACUACUGUGUGUGUUAUUCGGGAGAGAAAAAGGAUGGUCAUCUGCCGACAAGAAGUUAAGCUACCUUUUGAAACUGCCAAAUGGAAGCAACUUCGGUCUACAAAACAACUGGAGCAGAAUCAUGGUGCUAUCCACUCCAGGCAAUAUCUUGAGGCUCAUUACCUAGUACCGGUUCAAAAUUUCACUGAACGGAAGGCUUCACUGGGAACUGAUUGCUUUCAGGCAAAACAAUCCAUCUACUAGUCAAAUUACCAUGCUUUGUAGCAUAAUCAACAAAGUUUGGAAGGGUGUCGCCUACAUAUCUCAACUCCAUUGACUUUGGAAAGCUUUCAAUAGCAUCAACUGUAAAAACAUUAUGCAACUGUUUCAACACUAUGGAGUACUGUGCUAGUUACCUUUAUGAGCCUUGUUACAUAGUCUUACGUGUCAAGCGCUUAAAUGAAGAUUGUCGCAGUCUAGACAUCAAACAGGUCCUCGACUGGGACACGAAUAUGAAGCGUUGUGACUGUCUAUCUGCGGCUUACAUGAAGAUCGUAUGAGGUGGGAAUGAAAGUUUGAGGGCAGUCGUCGAGUCAGUUGAAAGUGGCAGAUUAUUAUGUGCAGUGAAGGACGGUUCUGCGUUACUCUCGUAACGUAAAGAAUAAUUAAUAAUGACUUAGAUCAUGUAACAGCUCGUAAAAUGCUUAUAUCGUAAGGGCGUUCAACUGUUUUUUAAUGUCAGACUUAGAUAACAUAAAGAUGACUUUUUUGGUAGUGUGAAUGUAUUGGUACUCUUACAAUUUUUUCCCUUGGCUGCAAAAGUUAUCUUCAUAAAACUGCAUAAUUUUGUUAGCUGUACUCUUAUCUUACAAGUAUUGCAUUUGGUAUGUGAUUCAAAAGUGUGUCCCCAAUCUGUUAACAGCAAAAUACGAGCUAUCUUAACUAAACAGCUGAAUCACCUAUACAUAGUGCUCAGCUUAUGAGUUGUAGUCGGUCAAAUAGCUACCUCAAUGUAAGCGCCCUAUCCAUCCUCAAGAAGUAUUCUAGCUCCAUGGCAAAUCUGCUAGAAGAAGCGGUAGUGGUCGAUAUAUAGAGAUGAUGAACUCUUGGUUUUGUGUUAUCCGAUCUAAUGGCUAGAAAAGACUGACUGACUGUACUGCGGGGGUAGGAUGAUGAGGGUUAAUGAGAAGGCUUCGUGUGCCUUAUGGAAGUGUGCGUGCGUGGUUAUUACUUCCCUGCUGCCGGCACCGUGAAAGUUGAUUGAUUCUUCAGGUCUCUGAAAUAGAAAGAGAAAAAAAGACUUCGCAGGCAUUAGCACUGAUAUCUAAAGGUGGUUAAAAAAAUGUCGAAAGCAAGUAAAGGAAAUUAAGCAGAGCAACUACUGUUGAAUAGUAGUUUAUUCGGUAUAACUAUUAUGAUGACUUUCAAUAGAAAGUGGAAGAUCUUUUCUUACUGAGGAGUAGGAAAUGUUGCGGACACUUACAGGAAUGUGUGUAAGCAACCACAAAGCCGUGUACGUUAUUAGUGAGGAGUAUUGUGGAGAGUCCAACCGCUAUUUCAGCUUCUAGUAUUUCGAAAACCUUAACCUGCCUGCCUGUCUAUCUACACACAAGAUUAUGCCCGUUUUUUCCCUAUCCACAUUACUUCCUAUAUAUAAUUCAACUAACUCGUAGCUAUGAUAGGCGCUUUAUCUGACUAAAACGAUGUACACAUAGAUCUUUUCAGUUUCUCACAUUUCUCUAUGUACAAAAAAAAUUCGUUUCAUAAAUAUGCAAACGUAGUCAAAGUCAAAAAGUAUUUGUAAAUUCAAGGGGAUGUGUACUACUAGAAAUGUUGUAUUACAAGAGACAAUUUACAACCAUUUGAACCCUCCCCUCUUCCCCUAAAAUAAAAACUAUUCAUUUUUAUAGUGAAGUAAUUAUGGUAGUAUUCAACUUAGUCAUUAAAAGUACACUGCGUAUUCACUGUAUCAAUAUCAAGCUUGAAUGUGAUUUGAGGCUGUAUAAGUCCACUAGCUCCAACUUAAAUUAUCUCGAGAGUGAAACGAACCACCAACAGAAACUGAUAACAAGGGUUGCAGAUCUUAAGCAUAAUAUUAUGAAAUAAUUAAUUAGGUGUCGGGAUACUUGUGAUCGCUGUAUAUUCAAUUGUUCUCCUUAGUUUGUAAGAAUAUGAAGAAGCUUGGCGGUCUCAGAGCUCAUGGUCAUCCAGAUAAAUAGGUGAAAUCUAAGGUCCACACGAGGAUUCGUUUCCCUCCUAAAUUCACAGUGGUUAGCUGGCAUCUGAUACCAACCUGCUUCCGUGCGGAAACGGACUUCGUGAGGUGUGCUGAAAGCUGAGGAGUACUGUUUUUUAGUCAUACUGGCGGGGUGACACUGUGAUGCCUAUUGACAAUAACCAGUAUCACGGUUCCCUCAUAGUUUUAUCAUGUAAAUUAGUGUUUGACUUGAGCACUUCUUGAAUUACUGUGGAACAACAAAAGCCGAAUUGUUUGCUAGGGGAACUCACGCAGUAUAUUUCUUUCACUAUUUAAAAAAGCAUCCUUCUCAACGUUUAAUGAUGAAGUAACAGAACAAUUAUCUUGAUACUUGUCAUAUUGAGUAAUCAUAGCGAAAGGUAAUGUGUUUCUCUGUUAAUAUACGAGGGUCGUGAUUUGCGCAGGAGUUAGACUUAACUACGGAAAUGUGUUUUUUCAGCCAUGCUCGUCUGCGCAUAAACUUGAUUUUAUGGGGGAGGCUGCGUGGCAUUUAUUACUCCGCUGACUCUCACACUACGUGAGAGUGGGUCUAACACUUCAUACGCACGUCUCAUCACCUCUUGCAAAAUAAAACGCUGACGUAACUGACACAUUAUUCUGAUGGUUUUUCGCAUUUGGUCAAAAGAGAAGCAGAUUUUGUCGAUGAUGUUUUUUCAUCACGAUAAGUAUUUAAUAAUUUAGUAAUUCCUAUUAUAGCAUUAGAAACAAUGUACGGCGAAGAGACUUUUGAAAUCUAUUAGCAAAAAAUUUUCGUUAACGAUUUAAAAUUGUCCUUUAUGUCAAAGAAUUAUUCACAAUCAAGUUUUUGAAAAUCUGUGAUUCUCACAAUAUUCAGUUUCCAAAUAGCAUGCCUAUACCUGCUUUUAUGCUUGACUUAGUUCGUACCGCUUUCGGUCAUUUUUUCAUAUGUCAGUGCCUAUGUUCGAUGUUAGACUGCUACUUCUGAACAUGUGCAAUUACAUUUGCAACUUCAUAUUCUCCGUUAUCAACUUUGCAUUCAAAGAAUCGUUUAAUUUUUUUUAAAUGUUUCUCUUGUUAGAUGGAUGGUGGUGGUGAUUACUCACGGAGAUUUGCAGACAGAAAUCCACGUGAUCGUAGCAGGGGAUACGGAUCAAAAGACAAUGGAGGCUAUUAUUCAAGCCCAUACUAACUUCAAUUAUUGUUGUACAUAUUGCAUUUUAAUGCCAAAUUUGUACAUUUUUUCUUCUCGUAAUGUCUUCUUCUAGUUAAAAGUCUAUGCUUUUUUUCUGUUGACAUGACGAUCUCUGCAUUUAUAUAUAUUCAAAUAAACGCAUGCAAAUUCUAGCUAUGAAGCCUGUCAGUAGUUGAACACUGUCCGAAAGUUAAUUCGUACAUUGCUUUAAGGAGUAUAAGCCAAUAGAGAUAGAUAGUGCCUUAGAUGCAAAGAUUUCGUCCAGCAGUUGUUGAAUUGAUAUCAGUUAACUUAACGGCAGUAGCUAGCAAGAUUUGAGGUAACCAGGAAUCCCUACUAAGUAUCGGUAUGUAUCCUGG